AGUGUGCAGUGCUGAGUGCUCGUGAGUUUGUUGUGCAUCGCAUACUCGUGUACAUAAAGCAAUAUACAAUAACAUCAUUUUGCACGAGGAGCCGCAUAAAUUUUUUAAAGUUGUCGAGCGAUUGCAGAUUUUGAUUGUCAGUGUCUAGAAAAGAAAGUAUCAAACGUAUAUCUUGAGAUGGAGGACUGUUCUAUGGAAGAAAUAAAACAGCUUAUCCGGUCAAUCGCGAUUUCCGGUGCGUCAAACGGGUUGACUGUCAGAGCAUUAGCUAAUGAUUUUAAAAAGAUGGAAGGUUUUGAUCUUCCAUAUGCACGGAUGGGAUUCCGGUCGGUCGAUUCGUUUCUGCAGUCUUUGACGGACACGGUAAAGGUAAACGGAUAUGGGCCUGUAGCUAUGGUUGAACCGAUUGUUACAGAAAGUAACAAACAUAUCCGAGAUCUUGUGCAAGGGGGAAAAAAUAACGUGAAAAGACGACCCAGGCAAAGCCUACCUACCUAUCGACCACCAGGUUAUUUCAAUAAUAGCUAUGAAAGAAACAAUCGAAAUUCAUACCCGAUCAAAAAAUAUGACCAUCAAGAGCAGGAAUCUCGGAAAAUAUACAAUAGAGAGUAUGACUUUUGUGAUACGACAAACGGUGAUGAUGGUUCGGAUAGCUCUGACACUGCGCCAGUAUUUACUAUGACGCAGGAUAAGAAACUCGAACAGGUUGAAAAUGCACCGGAACGUCGCAAAACAUCGACAGAUAAACGACGAUAUAACGAUGCUAUUCCUGAUGUAGAUGGAUUGAAGUUAAUCAAUGCAUUGGAAGUCCCCAAAGAUGCAAUGAAUUUAGGCGACGUAAUCGAAGAAGCAAAACUUCCAGAUACAAUUGUGCCCAAGCACUCGGUGCAAAUCUUCGUAACCGAGGUUCACAAUCCGAACCGCUUUUGGUACCAUAUGGGCGACAGCGCCGAAAAAAUUGACGAGAUGAUGAACGAGAUCGAAGCCUUUUAUUCGCAUCUUGGUCAUUCGGAGUGGCGCGUGCAAGCAACCAAUGUCGUUGUUGGAUUUUACUGUGUUGCCAAGUUCCUUGGACUCUGGCACAGGGCCAAGAUUAUUAGCGAAUAUGUACACAACCGAGUGAAAGUGUUCUACAUUGAUUAUGGUACAGUGGCUGAGCUUGAAUUGAAAGACGUCAAAUUUAUGGCAAAAUGCUUUGCCAAACUUCCGGCACAGGCUAUGCGCGCUUCCUUAGCUUACAUCAAACCGGUGAAUCAUAGGUGGACACGAGAUGCAGCCUGGUCCUUACUUUCACUAGUAUAUGAAAAAAUUCUAUAUGCGUACGUGAUAAACAUCGACAGACAGGCAAAUGUGAUGGAUGUCGUUUUGUUAGACACCUCCGGUGCACAGGAUAUUGUGAUAAAUCAACAAUUGUUCGUGAAAGGACAUGCCAUCUGGGAAGACAACAUGCACUACAAAGACAAAAGCACAGAAGACUUUCUUAAUCGCACAAAAUCGUAUAGCGAGCUGUUUCCACGCUUCGAAGAUAUAGAGAAUGGAAUAUACCCAACGUUGCUGGAAAUCGGAGAAUUUCAAUCGGAAGGCUUCAAUUUUGAUCACCAUUACACGCAAUCUCUGCGUAGUGAAUCCGAGUAUAUGCGGCACAUAAUGUCAAAAACUUUUACAAUUUUUCCAAAUUCAAUUGUUCAUCACAACUCGAAAUGCAAAUCAUCCAUCACGACAUGCCCUGCUAAAAUCUCCGAACAGCAGCAGUUCAUUGAAGAAACGAACGUUGAACAGCAGGAUAUCAUGUUGUCACGUGGGAAAAUGUGCUUCAAUUAUGAAAUACUUAAUGAUACGCUACCCCAGGUCAUCAGUGAUGACAACCAAGCUAGUAUUCCAGUGAUUCGAGUGAAUAAAAAACAGGUCAGGUUUAUGGAACCUGAAAAUCAAAUAAACAGUGACACGCCCGAGGAUAAUGCACCAAAAACAGACGAUCAGUGAUGUAUAACAACUUACAUCUAGCGGUUCAAUGUGACCUUACUAAUUUAGGUUCCACGUUUUUUUUCUGUUCUAAUAGUGAUUUUUUAUUAGCAUUGACAAUGAAAUUGCAUACGUUUUAUGUACAACUGAAAAAACCUCGCUAUAAUUGAUGGUGUUAGUUGUAGAAUUGAUUGAAAGCAAAAUAACAGUCAAUCGGAAUUUAGUGUAAAAUCGUAUAAAUCAUCCCUUCUGUGCAAACCGCG
Molecule: messenger RNA, 2225 nt
Organism: Topomyia yanbarensis
Lineage: Eukaryota; Metazoa; Arthropoda; Insecta; Diptera; Culicidae
Product: tudor domain-containing protein 5-like
Exons: 6
Coding region: 178-1983 (601 amino acids)
Biological process (GO): spermatogenesis
Source: RefSeq, a predicted model, not a curated record